Dromaius novaehollandiae (emu) is the source of this 3245-nucleotide messenger RNA. It is a transcript of the gene TSNARE1, whose product is annotated as t-SNARE domain containing 1. Gene Ontology annotation, biological process: intracellular protein transport; vesicle-mediated transport; vesicle fusion. Lineage: Eukaryota; Metazoa; Chordata; Aves; Casuariiformes; Dromaiidae. The coding region runs from base 318 to 1211 and encodes 297 amino acids. The transcript has 13 exons. The record is from RefSeq and is a predicted model, not a curated record. Gene Ontology annotation, molecular function: SNAP receptor activity; SNARE binding. Gene Ontology annotation, cellular component: endomembrane system; SNARE complex; membrane.
UGCGGGCGGGGCCGGCGCGGUCACGUGAUGUUUGGGUGCCGGCGGCACGGCGCAGCCUCGCGGCGGCUCGCGCGCAGCGGCGGCAGAAAUACGCCAAAUGCGCGCUGGAAACCUUCAGUUGUUUGCGUUUCAAAUAUUCUGUGACAUUUGCAACUCGAGUGCUUGAUCCGUGGCCUUGUGUCUGGAAACGCUGACUAAACAAGCGGUCCCCUGUUUGCAAACCUGGGGAUUGUAAGGAAGUCUUUUGUGACCAGGAGAAAAAGACUUUGGAACCAGCUGGUUUAAAAUACAAUCCGGCAUUCAUUGCUCUCUAGAAAAUGUCUUAUGGAUCCAUUGAUGGGAGUGGAUUUGGAAGCAGGAACCCAUUUGGAGGCCCUUCGAGACAAGGCUAUCAACCUCUCGCCACCCAGAUUGAUCCUAGCGAACUACAGGAACUUUUUCAGGAGACUUCAGCCAACGUCUUCCGAAUUAACUCCAAUGUGACCUCCCUGGAAAGAAGCCUUAGAUCUCUGGGGACCUCAAAUGAUACUCAAGAGCUACAGGAUGGACUGCACGCAACCCAGCAAGAGACCAAUAAAACCAUCACGACUAGCACCAAAGCCAUCAAGCAGCUGUCUGAGAUUGUCAGAGGCUCAUCCAGGCAAGAGAGACUUCAGCUGGACAGGUUGAAGAACCAGCUGUCCGAUGCCAUCCAGCGAUACGGGGCUGUGCAGAAGAAAAUAGCAGAGAAAUCCAAAGCUUUGCUUCCUACUGGGCAGAGAAGUAGCAAACAGCAGAGUCCAAAAACCCCAUUCUCUGACCUACCUGACAAUGAGAAGAUCUUUAACGGAGGAGAUGGCACGUGGCAAAACCAGAGCCAAGAUCAAGCCUUGCUCUCAGAAAUCACAGAGGAGGAUCUAGAGGCCAUCCGUCAGCGGGAAGAGGCCAUUCAGCAGAUUGAGAGUGACAUGCUGGAUGUGAACCAGAUCAUUAAAGACCUGGCCUCCAUGGUGCAUGAGCAAGGAGACACCAUAGCAACGAGCCAGGAAGAUGAAGUGCUGCCUUCUCUCUGUCGCUUUGACCGUCCUGCUGUUUGUUGUCAUAAUCAUUGCGGUCUCAGUCAAACGCUGAUCUGGCUGCAGUUUCCACAGAGCCCUCGAUCACCCUGGGAAGUGGAAUGGAUUCUCAAGGCAUUUCAAAUUCAGGCCCUAUGUCAACGUCUGCUUUACUGAUUAUGUUGUAUCAAAACUGCUGUAACCAAUAAACACUGUAAUUGUAUGAAAGAAAAGCUAAGUUUUAUACUAUGUACUAGUAUAAUUGUGAAUAAGUUUUCCCUGUUAUUUCCUUCAUUGAAGACAUACCCUGUGUUUGCCCUAGUGUUAUGGAUUUUAAUUGUAUCCUCUAUGUGUCCAAGGAAUAUAUUUUUUUUUUUGCCUCAGAACUCGAUAUUUAGUGUGCUGUAAGAUAUGUUGCUGUUAAUUCAUCUUUCUUGUUUAUGUUUUUAACAUGAUUUCUAAUUUUGUUCAUUUUAAACCAUGAAAGUCAAUCUGUUUUAUUUAAUUCUUUUCGGCUGUUUUUUGGGGAAGUUUUAAACAUCAUCUAGCUCAGAUUCCCCUACUGUGCACUGCUGCUUUAAAAUUUGCUCUGCUAGAUGAGAAUUAAGCCAUUUCAUAAUUACAUAUGCCAUCUGCAAACAGAUCAAUUAGGUGCUUAGCUGAUCAUGGGAUCAUGCUCAGAAUAAUACAUUUAUUUAUGAGAAACAGUAGUGAAAAACAGGACAAAUGAGCAUUUGAGGACAAAAGACAUAUUAUUAUCUUUUUUUUUUAACAAAAAGCAAAAGAUCUUUAAUCUGGUUAAAAAAUCAGGCAAAGCAUGUCAUAAAAAAUAUCAAUUUUUUUAUUGGAUUCCAUUCCAUACAUUUCAAUGAAUCCGGCACUUGGGAUUUUGUUCCAUUUACCCCCACAAUAUUUUCUCCUGAAAACAUGAUUGAAAAUGCCAUUUAAAUCCAUCUUUAAAUGUGUCAUGUACUAUAAGUACAGUUUCCCUCCAGUAAAUAAAACAUUUCAAAAAUGGUUUUAAUUAAAGUGUCAUAGGAAGUAUUGAAGAGAAUUUCACAAAGUGCUAUGUUGUCAAUUCUUCAUAGAAAGUUACAUUUUUUGGCCAAAAUAUGUCCCACGAGGAAAAAAAACACCAAAAAACAAAACAACAACUAGCUCUAUAUGAUAUGUAACGUUGGUAGCUACGAAGGUUUAGAAAAGACUAAAAAUAUUAAACUAGAUUUUCACCUGCUGCAGUGAUUUCAGUUGUACUCUUUCUUUUCAAAAAGCUGACAGUCUUUUCUCAGUAAAGUUUGAGCACAGAAAAUACCUAGAGAAAUCCUUCAGGUGCUUUUGACCCCAUUCAGCUUCAUAAAUCAAUACAGUUAUUUCGGGUGAAGAAACAAAAGUCAGAUCUUCUGGCGUUUUUCUCUAAAGAUAGUAGGUAAAGUCUAUGCAACUAGACCAUUAUAGAUAAUAUGCAAUAGUUGUUAUUAAAGAAAGGUAAUUAAUGGAAUGAUAGUCUUUUUCCAAGUAAAUUUAGUACUGGCAUGCAGUUACCAAUGAUGAUACCUACUGCAUUACCUUGCUGCAGAGGGUUCACUUCUGGUACUGAAACAGAGCACUACACUUAUUACCAGUGCAAACUGCAAGCUGCCUCUAUCAGCAAAUUUGGCAAAUCCUCUAGUGAUGAAAAUGAUUUCCAUCUAGUCAGUAAGCACUGAAAUGAACCCAGCUCAUAGCUGAUUGCAAGCAAAUAUUUUGAGAGCCUUGGGUGGCAUGUGAACAAGGGAUCCAGAACAAACAAUCCUUGCCCGUUCACUAAUCCCAUUCAUUAGGAGCUCCGUGAUUACCUCAUUAGCUGGAUGUGGUGCAGAGAGAGACUGAGGGAGCACUGAGUGAGCCAGCUCACGCAGCAGAUGCAUUUGACACCAAUGGCCCAGGUGAAGCCCUUCUCUACUGAGGCUACAGAGGCUGCCUGGCUUAAAAAAAAUAUGAAAUCUCCAGGUGGCAACAUGGACAUCCUCUCCCCAUUGUGUAUUAUAGACCUAAUUAUAAUGGCAAACACUAUUAAAAAAAGAAAGAAAGAAAGAAAGAAAGAAAAUCCAUUAGGUUGCUGUAAAACAGUAUGUUCAUGCUGAAGAUGUGUUUUCUGUUGCUUCACUUACUUCUAUCUUCUUUCUCACAGCAAAUGAAUCCAACAAUGCCAUUAAACACUUGUUUAUGCUA